AUGGAAUCGUGUUCUAAUUCGCAGGCGACAGAAGCGACAGAGGUGGUUGUGCUGGAGGAAGACGAGAUUGCUGCACGUACCACCGACGAUUUGGCGUCAUUCCUUGUCAAAUAUGCAACCGGCUAUCCAAAGGUGGCAAACUUCCUGUUCUGGCACUUGAAAGUUGAAGCAGAGGCGACUCGUAAAACUGAUGAAGCCCUAUCUUCGGUAUACGAACGGUUGCUAAACCGUCUCAUGCAAACCUUGCAACGUGGUACACCGGAGAUGAAACGGCAAGCAGAGAGUCUAAGGAUGCAGAGGCAAUUUGUCGAGGAUCUCAAAAUUUUGAUGCGUGAAGCCACGAUCAAGCAUAGUCGUCGUGAUCUACGGCAAGCAGCGCUGUGUACAUUACUGAACAAUGCUCGACAUAUGAAAGAACUGCGUGGACUCCAUUUACCACUUGAUCCGAGCGUAAGGCUAGCUGGUGUGAUGCCAGACUCGGCUGUGUUAUUCAACAGUGCCAUGAUGCCAGUAAAGCUGACUUUCAAAACGAUAACCGGUACAGACACCAAUAAGGAGUACACUCUGAUUUUCAAGCAAGGUGAUGACUUGAGGCAAGAUCAACUGGUCAUACAAAUGUUUCGUCUCAUGGAUAGUCUUUUCAAGAAGGAUCAACUCGACUUGAAAUUAACACCCUAUGCAGUACUGUCGACCGGGGUGAAUGAGGGAUUUGUGCAGUUUGUUAAAGCGAAACCACUCCGAGAAAUCAUCAACACUUAUAAGCGAUAUAAUACAGACAGCAUAAAGGAAGCAAUGAAGGAGGCGCGUCCAGAUGCACAUGGCCCACUGGGGAUCGAAGCAAAUGUAGUCGAUAAUUACGUUCGAUCAUUGGCUGGUUACUGUGUGAUGUGCUACGUUCUGGGCGUUGGUGAUCGACAUUUGGACAAUUUAUUGUUAUGUGAAAACGGCCGGAUUUUCCACGUUGACUUUGGAUUUAUACUUGGACGAGAUCCAAAGCCAUUACCACCACCAAUGAAGCUCACCAAUGAGAUGCUGCAAGCUAUGGGUGGCAUCAAGAGUGAGCAUUUCCGUCACUUCUGUAUGCACUGCGAUUCGGCAUACCGUAUACUUCGUCGCCACGCUAACGUCAUUCUAAACCUGUUCUCUCUGAUGUUGGAUGCUGGGAUCCACAAUAUCUCUGAAGAGCGCGACAAAGCUGUAUUUAAGGUAGGUUCAUAUUGUGACUUUCUAAGAUGA
Messenger RNA from Cooperia oncophora, 1236 nucleotides. The record is from the annotation of a GenBank genome assembly. Lineage: Eukaryota; Metazoa; Nematoda; Chromadorea; Rhabditida; Trichostrongylidae.